GACAACCCCGCAAAACCGAGGCGCGCCAGGACGUGCGCGGGGCCGCGGAGCUCAGGCUACGAUCGGCGCGGGCGGGGACGAGAAGCAGCGCUCGGGCGCGCGGGGACGGCGGCCGGCGCGGGCGGGCGCGGCCUUUGUCUCCUCCUCUGGCGUGCCUGGCGGCCGCGGCGGCCGCAUGAGCGCACCGGCCGCCCGCAGCCCCUGACCUGACCGGCCUUCGCCAUGACCGAGACGGCCUCGGGCGCCGGGGGCACAUCCCUGGAGGGCGAGCGCGGCAAGCGGCCGCCGCCGGAGGGCGAGCCUGCAGCCCCUGCGUCCGGAGUUCUGGAUAAGCUUUUUGGGAAGCGCCUCUUGCAGGCGGGUCGAUACCUGGUGUCCCACAAGGCCUGGAUGAAGACGGUGCCCACGGAGAACUGUGACGUGCUAAUGACUUUCCCAGACACGACCGAUGACCACACGCUGCUCUGGCUGCUCAACCACAUCCGUGUUGGAAUCCCUGAGCUCAUCGUGCAAGUCCGCCAUCAUCGCCACACCCGUGCCUACGCCUUCUUCGUCACCGCCACUUAUGAGAGCCUGCUCCGUGGUGCUGAUGAGCUAGGUCUGCGCAAAGCCGUGAAGGCCGAGUUUGGCGGGGGCACCCGAGGCUUUUCUUGCGAAGAGAACUUCAUCUAUGAGAACGUAGAGAGUGAGCUGCGCUUUUUCACCUCCCAGGAGCGCCAGAGCAUCAUCCGCUUUUGGCUGCAGAACCUGCGGGCGAAGCAGGGCGAGGCGCUGCACAAUGUGCGCUUCCUGGAGGACCAGCCAAUCAUCCCUGAGCUGGCAGCCCGCGGGAUCAUUCAGCAGGUGUUCCCUGUCCAUGAACAGCGCAUCCUGAACCGCCUCAUGAAGUCAUGGGUGCAGGCCGUGUGUGAAAACCAACCUUUAGACGAAAUCUGUGACUACUUUGGUGUGAAGAUUGCCAUGUAUUUCGCCUGGCUGGGUUUCUACACGUCAGCCAUGGUGUACCCAGCUGUGUUUGGCUCUGUCCUGUACACGUUCACAGAGGCGGAUCAGACUAGCCGGGAUGUCUCUUGCGUGGUCUUUGCCCUCUUUAAUGUGGUGUGGUCUACGCUGUUCCUGGAGGAGUGGAAACGGAGGGGGGCUGAGCUGGCCUACAAGUGGGGGACUCUGGACUCCCCGGGGGAGGCCGUGGAGGAGCCACGACCCCAGUUCAGGGGCGUGAGGCGCAUCAGCCCUGUGACCCGCGCGGAGGAGUUUUACUACCCGGCCUGGAAGCGCCUGCUCUUUCAGCUGCUCGUCAGCCUACCCCUGUGCCUCAGCUGCCUGGCCUGCGUCUUCCUGCUCAUGCUCGGCUGUUUCCAGCUGCAGGAGCUGGUGCUGAGCGUGAAGGGGCUGCCCCGACUGGUCCGCUUCCUGCCCAAGGUGGUGCUGGCCUUGCUGGUCAGCGUCAGCGCGGAGGGCUACAAGAAGCUCGCCAUCUGGCUCAAUGACAUGGAGAAUUACCGGCUGGAGAGCGCCUACGAGAAGCACCUCAUCAUCAAAGUGGUCCUGUUUCAGUUUGUUAACUCGUACCUGAGCCUCUUCUACAUCGGCUUCUACCUCAAGGACAUGGAGCGCCUCAAAGAGAUGCUGGCCACUCUGCUCAUCACACGUCAGUUUCUGCAGAACGUGCGGGAGGUGCUGCAGCCCCACCUGUACCGGCACUUGGGCCGCGGGGAGCUGGGACUUCGUGCCGCCUGGGAGCUGGCCCGAGCCCUGCUGGGCCUCCUGGGCCUCUGGCGCCUGCCGCCCCGCCGCCUCGAACCCCAGGCCGAGGAGCCCAGCGGAGGUGGGGGCCGCAGGUGCCUUGGCGGGGGCUGCGGGGCCUCUGAGGAGGAGGAGGAAACGGCCCCGGUGGAGCGGCAGCCGGGGCGCGAAGGUGGCGAGGACAGCGAAGGGCCACAGGGGGGGAAGGAGGAUGAGGAGGACAAUGAUGAGGACGACGAGGACGACGAGGACGAUGAGGACGAGGGCGAGGAGGGCGCCCUGAGGCUGAAGAAGGUCAGCUUCGCUGAGCGCGCUGGCGGGCGGCCCCGGGGCCCCAGCCCCCAGGCCCCCCUGGAGGAAGGCAGCCCCACGCUGGUGGAGAAGGGGCUGGAGCCCGGUGUGUUCACGCUGGCCGAGGACGACGAUGACGAGGCCGAUGGGCCACCCAGCAGCCCGGAGCCGGAACCCCCGACCGUCCUGCUCCGCCGAGCCGGGGGCGAGAGCCACAAACAGAGCUCGGAGGGGGCCCCGGACUCAGAGCUGGGUGCCAGCGAGUCGGUCCGGGGGCAGCGGCGGCAGAACCGGGCAUCUUGGAUUGACCCGCCCGAGGAGGAGCCCUCCCCCCAGCUCACACAGGCUGAGCUGGAGAGCUGCAUGAAGAAGUAUGAGGACACAUUCCAGGAUUACCAGGAGAUGUUCGUGCAGUUCGGCUACGUCGUGCUCUUCUCCUCCGCCUUCCCGCUAGCCGCGCUCUGUGCCCUGGUCAACAACCUCAUCGAGAUUCGCAGUGACGCACUCAAACUGUGCACGGGACUACAGCGGCCCUUUGGCCAGCGGGUGGACAGCAUUGGCCAGUGGCAGAAGGUGAUGGAGGCUAUGGGGGUUCUGGCCAUCGUGGUCAACUGCUACCUGCUGGGCCAGUGUGGACAGCUGCAGCGCCUCUUCCCCUGGCUGAGUCCGGAGGCCGCCAUCGUGUCGGUAGUGGUGCUGGAGCACUUCGCUCUGCUCCUCAAGUACCUCAUUCACGUGGCCAUCCCCGACAUCCCGGGCUGGGUGGCCGAGGAGAUGGCCAAGCUCGAGUACCAGCGGCGAGAGGCCUUCAAGCGGCACGAGCGCCAGGCCCAGCACCGCUUCCAGCAGCAGCAGCGGCGGCGGCGGGAGGAGGAGGAGCGGCAGCGGCACGCGGAGCACCACACGCGGCGGGAGCGCGAGGGCGGCCGCGAGGAGGCGCGGGCGGAAGGCGCGGGCCCGGAGCCGGCCGCCGCCCCCGAGAAGGCCUCGGCCAGGGCCAAGGGCAGCGGGGCGGGCGGCCAGGGCCAGGGCCAGGGCGGCGCCGAGCGGCCCCGGCGCCCCGGCUCGCUGCUGGCGCCCAACAACGUGCUGAAGCUCAAGCAGAUCAUCCCGCUGCAGGGCAAGUUCCUGUCGGCCGCGCCCGCGCCGUCGGGGCCCGCCAGGCCGGCCGCCGCCGCCGCCGCGUCCCCCACGACCGACGCCCGCCUGGCCAACUUCCUCAGCUUCAAGUUCCUGAAGCCCCCCGAGCCUCGGCGCGGCCCGGAGCGCAGCCACUCACCCCCCAAGGCCUUCCACGCCGGGAAGCUCUUCCCGUUCGGCGGGGCGCGCGCCGAGAGCUCCAACGGCACGGGCGCAUCCUCGGGCGGCGGCCGGGCCCCGCGCCCCGACGCGCGUACGGACCCGCGCUCCGACCCCGCGGCCACCGGCGAGCCCGACGCCCCCGCGCCCGACGAGGCCGGCCCAGGGCUGGCUCCUGCCCUCCACAGCCGCCGCAGCCAGAGCCCCGCGCAGACACCACCGCCCGGGCCCCCGACGCCUCCCGCCGGCUGCUGGCAGUGGGACGGGCCCUGGGGCUGUGGGGGUGAGGGCAGCGACCCCCGCCAGCCCCCGGACGCGUGUCCUCCCUGCACGCUGGCCGCGCCCCUGCCGGCGCCGCAGUCCCUCCCGGCGGACAGCAGCUUCUACAGCCUACCGCCCCCAACGCAGCCCCCCAGCUCAGAGCCCAGCCCCAGCCCCCCGGCCGUGUGCUGGCCCGGUGGCUGGCACUGACCAGGGCUGCCUGCAGCAAUAUCGCCCCCACCCAGCAAGGCGGGUGUGGC
This is a messenger RNA of Sorex fumeus (smoky shrew), 3857 nucleotides long. It is a transcript of the gene ANO8, whose product is annotated as anoctamin 8. NCBI's taxonomy places the organism in Eukaryota, Metazoa, Chordata, Mammalia, Eulipotyphla, Soricidae. The record is from RefSeq and is a predicted model, not a curated record. Gene Ontology annotation, cellular component: plasma membrane. The transcript is spliced from 18 exons. Bases 223 to 3807 code for a protein of 1194 amino acids. Gene Ontology annotation, molecular function: chloride channel activity. Gene Ontology annotation, biological process: chloride transmembrane transport.